This is a messenger RNA of Durusdinium trenchii, 902 nucleotides long. The record is from the annotation of a GenBank genome assembly. Lineage: Eukaryota; Dinophyceae; Suessiales; Symbiodiniaceae.
AGGCCUGGAGUUCCAAGUGGUGACCAAGUAUACCUCCCUCCUGGCCAUCAGCUCGACCUCGGACGUCUUGGAGUUGCCAACAUGCUCAGUGUCUGCAAAUCGACAACUGCCGCAGCGCCCAAGAAUGGGCUCUUCUUUGUCAGGAGGAGGCUGCAUCUCCGUGAAGGACUUGGGCCCCCUGAUGCGUUCCCUUGGCCAGAACCCCACUGAGGCAGAGCUGCAGGACAUGGUGAACGAAAUCGAUUGCGAUGGAAAUGGGACCAUGGAUUUCUCCGAGUUUCUCACCAUGCAAGCACGAAAGAUGCGAGACACGGACUGCGAGGAGCACGGAUGCGGAGACCACACAGAAUCAGCACAUCAGCGGGGCCAACAGAGGGCAACGGGAUCAUCUCCGCUGCAGAGCUUCGACACGUCAUGACAAACUUAGGCGCACGGCGCGCACACAGCGCGCGCGCGCGCGGAUCGAGAAACAAUCCGCCACCUUGAACGGGUUUCAUGUUCUGCCGGGGUUGACACCUGCUUGAACCUUGCAGAGACUGAUGCGGGAACGAUUCCAAAUUUGUCCUGUCCUUCAAAAAACAGAGCCGAGUUCGGUCAGUCCCUAAAAUUCUACAGGUCGCAACCCUGUCAGGACGGUGGUGGGUUGGUGUUUUCAUUAAUUUUCCUGGGAGAUGUCUCUUUUCACCGCGAAUCGAAGAUGUUGUGCUUCCCGCAGUUUUUCCAGCCCGCUCCGCCCCGUAGACCACCGGGGCGCGCUUCACCGCCGGAGUCGGUGUAGAUUUUUGGGCCACAAAUAAGAAGAGCAUCGUCGAGAGCAUGGCGCCCAUCGAAGUGAAAGAGGCCGCGAAGAGGGCAACGCCCAAGCUGGCUGAUGGACUCUUUGUGUUGGAGGCCUUCUUAGA